AUGCCGAAACGAAAUGCCAACAACACCGGGUCGCGCACCCCCCUUCCCGAUCAGAUGGCCGCGGCUGGCCCCGGCCACCCGGUCCUAUAUACUCAACAGCAGCAACGCAACAACGUUACCACUAACUACUAUGCCAUACCGGAUACAUCCGACUCAAAUUCUUCCGUGGGCCUCCAUGUUCAGCAGCAGCAGCAACGGCAAGUUUGCGACGAUUUUCCAGCUCCCAUCCCCAUCCCGCUGGUACCGCACCGUGCCAGUUCCGGUGCCUGGAGCCCCCAGGACGACAACCAGCUCGUGCUCGCCCGCAUGCAAGGGCUGAACUGGAGCCAGAUAAAGGACCAGUACUUUCCGAAAAAGUCACCCAACGCUUGCCGCAAGCGUCACGAGCGUUUGAUGGAGCGUAAAGGUUCCGAUGACUGGGACAACCGCAAGUUGCAGCGGCUAGCCAAGGAGUACAUGGGCAUGCGCAAGGAAAUAUGGAGCGGCCUGGCGGCUCGUACGGGUGAGAAGUGGAAUGUGGUCGAACAAAAGUGCAUGUCCAACGGGAUCAAGAACUUGCAGAGUGCUGCCCGCGCGGCAACACGGCGUGAACGUCUCGAGAAUGGCCCGCAUUUCACAGGAUAUGAUGACGACAGCGGCCUGUCCGGGAUCGACCUUACUCCUGAUGGUGAAAUCCAGCCCCUGAGCUCCUAUUCCAGCUAUCCGCAGUCCCAGCAACAGUUUCAGCAGCAGCAACAGCAGCAGCAGCAGCAGCAGCAUAUGCAGCAACACAGUCCGUACGCAGUCGCCUACGCCCCGCCCGGCUACGCCACACAAAACGACUACUCGUCAAGCGUGAGUUCGACGGCGAGCAUGGCGGCAGCGGUGGCGGCAGCGACAGCGAGCCGACGGUACACGUCACACGGCAGCAGCGAGAGGAGCAGCCCAUAUAUCGACCCUGAGAGGAUCUCUGGCGUCGACAUGGGCAACGGAACGGCCAUGAACCGCUCGGCUAGGCGUAGGGGGACAUGA
Messenger RNA from Drechmeria coniospora, 1011 nucleotides. RefSeq names its product myb family transcription factor. Lineage: Eukaryota; Fungi; Ascomycota; Sordariomycetes; Hypocreales; Ophiocordycipitaceae. The transcript has 2 exons. The coding region runs from base 1 to 1011 and encodes 336 amino acids. The record is from RefSeq and is a predicted model, not a curated record.